Messenger RNA from Podarcis lilfordi (Lilford's wall lizard), 33237 nucleotides. The record is from the annotation of a GenBank genome assembly. NCBI's taxonomy places the organism in Eukaryota, Metazoa, Chordata, Lepidosauria, Squamata, Lacertidae.
CGGGCAGGUUGCUAUGUAAGCAAACCUGGGGACGGAGGAAGGAGGUUGGUCGCUAAGCCCCUGCAAGAGAGAGAGCGUUGUUUUGUUAAACUGCGCCAGGUAAAUGGCCCUUUAUUUCGGGGUUGUUGUUUUUUCUGCAAAAGGGGCAAACUCUGAGGGAUUUUUGUUUAUUCGUUUCCUUUUUUAAAAAAUAUUUUUUAUUUAUUUUAACAUAUAAAUUAUAGUACAUACCACAGAACUUUAUCACUUAAACAAUCUUUUUGGACUUCCAUCAGCACCUCUGAUGAUCCACCGUUUUAGUCACUUCUUAUGCAUUUCUUAAAUUCAUAUUACCUUUAAGUGUCUUAACUACCAUCCUCCCCCUUAUCCAUUUUAGCAAUAAUUCCAAUAAUACUCCUCACAAAACUUCUUGCAAACCUACAAACGUAGUCAGAUCGUUAUAAAUACUUUUCAGAUAGUCCGUAAAUUUACUCCAGUCUUCUGUGAAUUUCUGGUCCCACCAGUUUCGAAUCCUUCCUGUUAGUUUAUCCAAUUCUGCAUAGUCCAUUAAUCUCAUCCUCCAUUCUUCUCUGAGGGAUUUUUGUUCAUUUGUUUCCUAUGCGUCCAAGCAGUACAAAUAUAUUGCACGAACUUGUGGUUUAAAUUUGCAAUGCUCUUGGAUCUGCCUUGGGUUGUUGUUUCUUCAAACUCUGGGGGCUUUUUGUCCCUUUAUUUUGCAUGCUCCAAAGCAAUGCAAAGACAUUGCACAAACUUGUGGUUUAAGUUUGCAAUGCCAUUGGCAUUGCCAAACCUCUUUGGGGUUUUUUGCAAACUGGGGGCUUUUCGUCCCGUUAUUUCACAUGCGCCCAAACAAUGCAAAGAUUUUGCACAAACUUUAUUUUCACUUUAAAGUUAUCUAAGUGCUGACUUCUAUGCGGUUACGGCCAUGAGAAAGUGGCUGGCUGAUGUGCCGUUCUUUUAACUACACUAGGGAAUGGUAAAAUCCCAGAAUCGUAAGGAAGCGACAGGUCUUGGAAGUACAACAUUAAAGAGGGGCAGGCGAGAGGAGAGGAGCCUUUGUCAUCAUAGGGCUGUUCAUGGUUCAGAAGGAAGGGAGGUUCACAUCUGUGGAGCCACCACCCUAAAGGCCCUGCUGGUCCCUUUUGCCACCUGCCUAAGAGAUUGCGCUGGGUGGCCCUUGACUAGGGCCUCUGUAGUUCUUAAUAACUGGCCAGGAUCAUAUGGGCAAUACUUUAGAUAAAGUGCCCCUAAACUCUUUAGGAUUUUAAAUGUUUGCACCAGUGCCUUGAGGUGUGUUCAGAAAUGCCCUGGUCACCCAAACUGGCAUAAUGUGCUUUGUCCUCAAUGGCAUCCGCGCAGCUGUAUUUUGUACCCAGUUGAAAGUUUUCAAACUGUCUUCGGGGCAGCCCCUGUGGAGAGUGUAUUACAGUAACACAUGCAUAACCGCUCCCUGCACCCCUUCUGAGCACUCAGGACUGAUAGACUGGGAGAUUUUUGCAGGCUCCUCUUUAGUCCAAGCAGUUCUCAGUCACACAAGCGAGGUGGGUCAAGGGGUUAAUCCUGUAUAAAGUCACGGACUGCAAAUCCCUUUCCAUCAACAGCUGUCUUAAACUGUCCAUUCUCAGGGGUGCUUACAUGCCAGUUGUAACAGUUUGGGGUGCUCACCCCAUUUAGCAAGGGCUCGGGGCGUGCACAUCAGGGGAGCAACUUGCCAGUAAAGGAUGAUAAGAUCUGGAUAGGUUGGAAGGCCCUCUGUCAGGAAUUCGUUUGCUGCGAUUCCUGCAUUGCAGGGAGUUGGGUUAGAUAAUAAUAAUAAUAAUAAUAAUAAUAAUAAUUUAUUAUUUAUACCCCACCCAUCUGGCUGAGUUUCCCCAGCCACUCAGGGCGGCUCCCAAUCGAGUGUUAAAAACAAUACAGCAUUCAAUAUUAAAAACUUCCCUAAACAGAUGUCUUUUAAAAAUACAGUGGUACCUCAGAUUAAGAACAUAAUUCGUUCUGGAGGUCCGUUCUUAACCUGAAACUGUUCUUAACCUGAGGUACCACUUUAGCUAAUAGGGCCUCCCGCUGCUGCUGUGCCACCGCCGCGCGAUUUCUGUUCUCAUCCUGAAGCAAAGUUCUUAACCCGAGGUACUAUUUCUGGGUUAGCGGAGUCCGUAACCUGAAGCAUCUGUAACCUGAGGUACCACUAUAGGAUAGCUGCUUAUUUCCUUGACAUCUGAUUGGAGGGCGUUCUACAGGGCGGGCGCCACUACCGAUAAGGCCCUCUGCCUGGUUCCCUGCAACCUCACUUCUCGCAAUGAGGGAACCGCCAGAAGGCCCUUGGAGCUGGACCUCAGUAUCUGGGCUGAACAAUGGGAGUGGAGACGCUCCUUCAGGUAUACUGGACCAAGGCCGUUUAGGGCUUUAAAGGUCAGCACCAACACUUUGAAUUGUGCUUGGAAACGUACUGGGAGCCAAUGUACGUAGGUCCCGGCAGCCACUCCCAGUCACCAGUCUAGCUCCCGCGUUCUGGAUUAGUUGCAGUUUCCGGGUCACUUUCAAAGGUAGCCCCACGUAGAGCGCAUUGCAGUAGUCCAAGCAGGAGAUAACCAGAGCAUGCACCACUCUGGCGAGACAGUCUGUGGGAAGGGAGGGUCUCAUCCUGUGCACCAGAUGGAGUUGGUAGACAGCUGCCCUGGACACAGAAUUGACCUGCACCUCCAUGGACAGCUGUGAGCCCCAAAUGACUCCCAGGCUGCACACCUGGUCCUUCAGGGGCACAGUUACCCCAUUCAGGACCAGGGAGUCCCCCACACCCACCUGGGUUCCCUUCCAACUCUACAAUUCUAUAAAACUUGGGGUUUAAGUUUGCAACGCAAUUGGCUCUGCCUUGGUUUUGUUUUGUUUUUUAAAUGUAUAUACUGUCAGUAUAUACCUGCUCAACAGUCAACAUAUAAUUCCAAAAUGAGCUGCUAUUUAAUGCAGACUCGAUUUAAUCUGCAAAUAUAGAAGCCAGUCAGCUGGAAGAAGCAAUCCAAAGAGGUCAACCACAGCGGUUUCCAUUGUGACUGGAAGCGCUAUCCAGAUUUACGUGGCAGAAAGGGGUAUUUUCUAUCAUCUGUGGCUUGACACUUUUUAACUGGAGAUGCUGAGAUUGAACAGCAUACAGAGCAAGUGCUCUGUUUCAUCAAGUUACAGCCCUUCCUAGUUAGUAAGCCGCCUUAUAAGGAGUAGGAACAAUGGCCCACCCACCUCCAUAUGGCCUGCACUGGCUGGCAGCAGCUCUCCACAUUUCAGGCAGGGUUCUCUCCCAGGAUGCCGGGAUUUGAACCCAGGACCUUGGUGAACUCAAAGCGGAUACUCUGCCUCUGAAGGGGCUUGGGCUGCCCAAUAUUGCAGGCACAUUCCUGCCACAAACAGAGAACCAGGCAGUUCUGGUUGGACGAUUUCCCCGCUUGCGACAUUAAAGCAUCUCACAGCCCAUUGGCAAGGAACAAAGAACAAAGCUACCCUUUUGGAACGUUCCGGAGCGGCCUGGAUUUAUUAAAUGACAAUUUCCCAGGUCAGAAUGAUGGAUCUCUCGGCUUCUCCCUCACAUUAAUAACCUCCGCAGUCUUGCUUUCCUUUUUUACCCUCGCCUUCUUCCCGCCUCUCUUAAUAAAUGGGUUGCCCCUUGGCUUUGCCAUGGGCAAAGAGCCACCCUGCUAAUUGCUUCUUUUUAACUGCUUUUGAAUCCCUCGACCCUCUGGAAUUAGAACCAAGAAUCCGAAAAGGCCGAGAGGAGGUCCUUUAUUUUAUUUUUAAAAAUUUUUUCUACAUAUUUCAUUUUCGUUCAUUACAUACAUCUCAAAUUCUUAACAUUUACUAUAUAUUCCUCCCUCCCUCCCCUCCAAGACUUCCCCCAACUUGUGUUUCCGGUUUGUUUCUAUUUCCACCCGCUUUGCUAUCUGAAUGGAAAAAGUUAUUAAUAACAAAACAUCAAACCUUAAAAACAUAAAAAUAAAAUUAAAUACACCAUCUUAUUUCACUAUCUUCCAAACAUUUUCUGAUGCUAAUAAUGUGGGUGUUUAUUUAAAUCCUGCCAUCAAGUCUAUUGCCUUUCUCUGUUUCUGCAUAUAUAAUACGAAUGGUUCCCAAUCUUUUUCAAAGUCUCUGUUGUCCUUUUCUCUUUCUGUCAUUUUUGCCAGUUCUGCAUAGUUCAUCAACUUCUCUUGCCAUUGUUCUUUAGUUGGUAUUUCUCCAGGUCCUCUAUUUUAGCAAGCCUUGGCACACGCCGGCGUCGCUUGAAACAGCCCAAUACCACUUGUCCCUUCGCAUGUCGCCCCUUCCAGUCCAUGUUUGGCUUCGACAGCACCGUUAGCCAGCAGACGGGUGAACCUUACAGCCUGUAGGAUAUUUCACAAUGGCUUGAACCCUCUUCGGAUUCUGAGCUUCGAAUCAGUCUUCGAAAGUGCAUCAACGCACCUGUAUGUUGUGAUCUGGGAGGCUUAGUUUGGUCAGAAUCGAAUAAACACAUCCAGAGUUAAUGCUAAAUACAUUACUUCCGGUAAAUGAGCCAGCAUAGCCACUAGAGAGCCAUGAAAAAUUGUCUCCCGGGCUUUUUGGACUCAUCUACCCAUGUACUAGGGACCCGGGUGGCGCUGUGGGUUAAACCACAGAACCUAGGACUUGCUGAUCAGAAGGUCAGCGGUUCGAAUCCCUGCGACGGGGUGAGCUCCCGUUGCUCGGUCCUUGCUCCUGCCCACCUAGCAGUUCGAAAGCAGACCUUUAAACUUCGUUGUGAACCAUCUGCCUUUUGCUGGUUGAGAGAAUGGUUGCUUCUUGAAAACACUGAAGUGUUGGACAGUGGCAGACGAAGUUGAUGGACUAUAGGGAAUUGGCGGAAAUGACUGGUAAGAUCCGAGACCAGGGUGAAGAGUCAGUGGAAGAAGAUUGGAAAAAGUUUAAAGACUGUUUAUAGAAAUAUUGUAAAAUUAAGGAAUGUUAGAAAAAUGUUGGAAUGAAAUUACAUGGCUUUAGUAGAAAUGUCAUAAGGAAUUAAGUAUAAAUAGAUUAAUAGAAAAUUAAAGGAAAAGUAUGGCAAGAAUGUGUUAAGAUAAUUAUAGAUCAGAAAACAGAGUAAGAUGGAAAGGAAUUGCUGAAACAAAUAAUAGAAGUGGAAUACAAAAAGGGAGGUGUGAGGAAGUCGCUGGAAAUAAGUGAAUGAAAUAUAAGAUAUUGAAAAUGUUUGAGGUGUUUUUAAAUUGUUUUUGUUUGUUUUUGCUUGAUUUGUUAGUCCAUGUAGCGUUUUUGUAUUGUAUUCGUAUUGUUUUUUCUUUUUUUCUUUUUUCCCCUUUUCUCUUUGUUUGUAGUGCUGUGUUGGAAAUUUUGAAAAAGUAAUAAAUAUCAUUUUAAAAAAAAGCAGUUCAAAAGCACCUCAAAGUGCAAGUAGAUAAAUAGGUACCACUCUGGCGGGAAGGUAAACGGCGUUUCCGUGCGCUGCUCUGGUUCACCAGAAGCAGCUUAGUCCUGCUGGCCACAUGACCCGGAAGCUGUAUGCCAGCUCCCUCGGCCAAUAAAGCGAGAUGAGCACCGCAACCCCAGAGUCGGCCACGCCUGAACCUAAUGGUCAGGGGUUCCUUUACCUUUACCCAUGUACUAUCUGAAACCAAAGGAGUGCAUUGGUUGCCAGACGUGAAUUAGGGUUGCCAUAUUUCAAAAAGUGAAAAUCCGGACACAAAAGUUGUUGAGCUUAUUUUGUAAUAAUAAUAAUAAUAAUAAUAAUAAUAAAUUUACACCCCACCCAUCUGGCUGGGUUUCCCCAGCCACUCUGGGCGGCUCCCAACAGAAUUAAAAGCACAAUAAACCAUCAAACAUUAAAAACUUCCCUAAACACUUUGGCAAAGUUGUUGAGGGUUGCUGGGGUGGGGGUGGGGCAAAGUUGUAGAACUUUUUAUUUUGCAAAAUCGCUCCCCACCCCCCGCAAAAAAAGUUUUUGAGCUAUUUUUUUAGGAAAUUCACCCCCAAAAAUCCACUCUUCCAAUAUGGACUGCCAUAUUCUCUUGGACAUUUUAACCGAAUUCUGAAAAUCCCACCCGGAUGCUAUUUUUGGCGGACGAAUCCCAAAUAUGGCCGGGAAAUUCCGGAUGUAUGUGAGCCCUAAAAUACAUUGGCAUUGUUUUCAGCUCUCCUGCCCCACUGUGAAUGCCAGUUGCUGGAAACCAUGUUCUGCUCACUGGUUUCCCACAACUGGAAGAGGAUUCUGGACAGAAUGGUCCAUUGGCCUGAUCCUGCAGCCUCUUCUUAUGUUCGCCAUUUAACUAUGUGAAGAAGUUUGUUCUCCUGUCUAUCCCUGAGCCUUCCAACAUUCAGCUUCUUUGCACAGCCUCUCCGGGUUCCCUUUAGCCCAGGGGCCAGCAAACUUUUUCAGCAGAGGGCCGGUCCACCAUCCUUCAGACCUUGUGGGGGCCGGACUAUAUUUUUUGGGGGGAAAUGAAUGAAUUCCUGUGCCCCACAAAUAACCCAGAGAUGCAUUUUAAAUUGAAAUACUUUAUUGUCACUUGUGCAGCUUGUAUACAGUGAGAUUACACGAGCACCCCCCACUCAGCUCUCUUAGUCUUAAUUCCCCUCAUUUACUGACGCACACCCACCAAACCCGAAAGUCAGUUGCCCUGUUGUUAUCUUUUCAUUCAGCAGCCUAACAGCCCAUGGAUAGAAGCUGUUCUUUACCCUGUUGGUGCGACUAAUCAUACUUCUGUAUCUUCUGCCUGAGGGCAGGAGACCAAGAAAGUGCCGGCCAGGGUGUGAAUCAUCCCUGAGAAUUUUCCUCACUCUCCUGAGGCAACGUUCUUCCGCUAUUUCACCCAGCGGAUUCAUGGGACAGUCCAUAAUAUCUUGUGCUGUAUUCAUCACCCUCUGUGGGCUCUUCCUAUCAGUUGAUGUCAAACCAGCGUACCACACCGUGAUGCAGUAUGAAAGGACACUUUCUAUUGUGGACCAGUAGAAGGAGAUCAUCAAAUAUUGAUUGACAUCAACAUAAAUAAAAGGGCACAUUCUACUCAUGUAAAAACACGCUGGUUCCUGGACUGUCCGUGGGCCGGAUUUAGAAGGCGAUUAGUCCGGAUCCAGCCCCCGGGCCUUAGUUUGCCUACCCAUGCUUUGUUGUUGUUUAGUCGUUUAGUUGUGUCCGCCUCUUCGUGACCCCCUGGACCAGAGCACACCAGGCACUUCUGUCUUCCACUGCCUCCCGCAGUUUAGUCAAACUUAUGCUGGUAGCUUCGAGAACACUGUCCCACCAUCUCGUCCUCUGCCGUCCCCUUCUCCUUGUGCCCUCCAUCUUUCCCAACAUCAGGGUCUUUUCCAGGGAGUCUUCUCUUCUCAUGAGGUGGCCAAAGUAUUGGCGUCUCAGCUUCAGGAUCUGUCCUUCCAGUGAGCACUCAGGGCUGAUUUCCUUCAGAAUGGAGAGGUUUGAUCUUCUUGCAGUCCAUGGGACUCUCAAGAGUCUCCUCCAGCACCAGAAUUCAAAAGCAUCAAUUCUUCGGAGAUCAGCCUUCUUUAUGGUCCAGCUUUCACUUCCAUACAUCACUACUGGGCAAACCAUAGCUUUUACUAUACGGACCUUUGUUGGCAAGGUGAUGUCUCUGCUUUUUAAGAUGCUUUAGCCUCAUGCAAAACUCGUUAUGUUGUCAGCAGGAUACAGUGUGCUACUAAGCCUGCCCUGCUGCAAACCCCUUGAGGCGCUCAAAUCUUCAAUAGUGCAAGGAUCCUCGCAUCGGUCCCAUCCCACAUUUCACUCUGGUGCCGGGCCUCUCAUAAUUUUCUGCUCUGUACAGCGCCUGGCACGGUCCACAUGACAAAGGACCAAUAAAGUUUCCCUCGUUUUUGAAUUGGAGGCCAUGGGAGGUUGGUAAGCCAACUGCUUGAACCCCGUCGACGUAACGCCUUUGAGGGAUGUUUGAGAUUAAAGGCCGUUCCUCUGUUCUUUCCCGCUUCAGGAAACCCUAAAGCUGUGGCGUUGUACGGCGGUUAUUUCCUUUGUUUUAGCAUUAAUAGUACAGCACUUAAACCUCCCCGGAGGCAUUUCGGUCUAAUACGUCUGAAGUGAAAGAUCACAGGCGAGGUGGUGAACUUUUGCUAGGCAGGCGUCAGAGCCUUCAUGUUCAAUUACCUACUGCAUGUUUCAAAAUCCUUUCCCUUCACUGGGUCUGAGAACGGGGUGGUUUCUGUGGCGUCCAGGCCGAUUCCCCCCCAGUCUUCCUGACCCCCGCCAAGGUUUAAUUGAGGGGCAUCUCGGCUUCAAAUCAGAGGCUUCAUAACAGGGUUUUGAGCACAAAGUCAUGGGAUUUUCAACCGAGCGAAGAAUUUAGACGCUAGAGCAGUUUUGGCGAACCUUGGCACUCCAGAUGUUUUGGGACUACAACUCCCAUCAUCCCUGACCACUGGUCCUGUUAGCUAGGGAUGAUGGGAGUUGUAGUUCCAAAACAUCUGGAGGGCCAAGGUUCGCCACCACUGCCCUAGAGGUUCUUUUGUGCAAACAGGGAGGAAUCUGAGGGCAAGGUUUUCCUGUCAGUUUUCGGGGUGUCACCCAUGGGUCCCCAAAACACACAGAAUUCACCCGCCCCCAUGAAUCAGUGUUUUCUUUUUCUAAAAACUAUUAUCUGUAGAAGCUGAUAAGCAGUUUGAAGUUAACCAGAAGGUUUCGUAAUGUGAGGGGAGUCCUCUGUUUUCGUAAUAAAACUGGGCCGCACAGUUGCAAAUGGGUUUGAUUGCUUCAGAUAUAGUUAUAUAGAUACUAUAUGAUACUGCACUGAAAUGUUUAAAUGUUUCUUUGAUUGCCUUGUACUCUUCCUGCCUCACUUCCAUCCUCUCUUAUCACAUCAGUGUGGGCUUCGCUACACCCUUUGAGAACCAUUGAUCUAAAGGAACACCCUUUCCCAUCCGGGAUCUUUUAAUCCCGAAAUGCCCAGCGACUUUGGGCUCUCAGGCAUGUCAUUUGUCAAGCAGCUGUGUCCCAGACCUGAUCCUGCACUCUCAAUGGAUCAGAGGGGGCUCAGCUGCUCCAGUGGAGUCCACCAGGGGCUCACCCACUGCCACGCAGACUGGGACCCAACCCAAAGGCCCCUCAAGAGCAGAGGUCAGCUCUGGGGGCACCCCCCAGAUGCUGUGGGUCUCUAGGGCUGGUGAUGGCGGACUGUUCCUGUUCCUGCAAGUCUUCGGUCAAUGGGAGGUCCUGCAAGGAGUUGGGUCUGGCUGCAGGUCAGCGCUGAGCGUGAUAGUUGCAAUCUAUCUUCUGCUUUUCCGUGGCUGAUCGUCAAGAUGGCUAGAGGCUGCCUCUGAAGACGGUUCGGAAACUUCAGUUAGUGCAGAAUUCAGCAGCCAGGUUGCUCACCGGAGCAAGACGGUUUCAGCAUAUUACACCGAUCCUGCACUGGCUGUCAAUUAGUUUCCGGGCCCUAUGGUUUUUACCUAUAAAGCCUUAAACGGCUCAGGACUGCAAUACCUCAAGGUAUUCAUAUAUUCUUUCCAUAUGAACCUACCUGGACCCUGAGAUCAUCUUCUGAGGCCCUUCUUCGUGUGCCUCCUCCUCGAGAGGUCUGGAGGAUGGCAACACAAGAACAGGGCCUUUUCUGCAGUGGCUCCCCGUCUGUGGAAUGCUCUCCCCAGGCACGGCUGUCUUUAGCAUAUGCGCCACCGGGGUGCAAAGAUCUGCCCAGCGCCCCCCAAUUUUGGGGGGGAGGAAGGAAGCCAAAGUUUUUGGGGGGCGAACUCAAAGUUAUUGAGCUUUUUUGGGAGGAGGAAUCUCUCACCUGACAGCAGAAAAAAACUGCGAAGUGAAGGGGGAAGGGGCUUUUGCUCCAUUGCUUUUCACUGCCACCAAUCAAGAGGGACCGGUAUAUAGUAGGUAUACAUUUUGUGCCCCCCAGAAUUCAGCACCCCUUACACCCCCAGGUAAAGACUGCUCUGUCCCCAGGGUCAUGGAUUCAAGCCCCAACUGGGCAAAAAAUUCCUGCAUUUCAGAGGGUUGGUCUAGAUGACCCACAUGGACCCUUCCAGCUCUACAAUUCUGUGAUUCUAUUCUUACUGGGCUUAGGAAGACACACACACAGAGAGAAAUGUCUUUUUUCCUCCUUUCUUAAAGAAGAUUGCUCCAGUAUUUCUCAAGAGAUGAACCGUCAGUAUGUUGAAGACAGGAUUGUGGAAGUAGACCCUCUUCCCUUCACCUGGAACGUGGAAACACCUGGGCCUCAUUAUGCUCUCUGUUUGAAGAUGUCUCGACUUAAGCAGUUAGCGUUCAACUUUGAAUUUGGAUCUGUAGACCCCAGGUAAAGGACCCAUGGCCUUGCUGCGUGAUGUGUAAUACAUUUUCAAACACUUGUUAGGCAUGUUUACAUUACGUUUUUAUGGUCAGGCUUGAAAUAUCUAUUUUUAUUUUAUUUAUUAAAUUUAUAUGCCAGCCUUCAUCAUAAGGACUCAGGGUGGUUCACAAUUCGCCUGCCCUGUGGAACACCCUCAAGGAAAUAAACAUCUAUCUGACUUUCAGAAGACGUCUGAAGGCAGGCCUGUAUAGGAACAUUUUUAACGUUUGAGGGCUUUUUUGGGUGUCUUAAUAUUCUGUUGGAAGCCGCCCAAAGUGGCUGGGGAAACCCAGUCAGAUUGGUAGCAUCUACCGUAUUUUUCGCUCUAUAAGACACACCAGACCAUAAGACGCACCUAGUUUUUUGAGGAGGAAAACAAGAAAAAAAAUAUUCUGAAUCCCAGAAGCCAGAACAGCAAGAGGGAUCACUGCGCAGCAAAAGCAGUGAUCCCUCUUGUUGUUCUGGCUUCUGGGAUAGCUGUGCAGCCUGCAUAAGACGCACACACAUUUCCCCUUACUUUUUAGGAGGGAAAAAGUGAGUCUUAUAGAGCAAAAAAUACGGUAAAUGAUAAAAUUAUUAUGAUUACUAAUAUUAUCACCACCAUCCUCUUAGGUUAGCAUUCAGAGGCAGCGUCUCUGCCAAACUCAACUCACAAUACCAGUAGUUUUAUUUUCAAUUCCUAAUGAUUCCUUGCAUGGAUUUUGCCUUUCUUCAGAGCUGUUGCACGCUGGCCUGACAAUUUCAUCGAUCUUUGCAGCUGCCUAAAGUUAGGAUGUUUUGUCCCAGGGUGCAUCGCUUCACACUUGUUGACACUGAAAUCACAUUUUCCCUUUUAGUCUGUUCACCCACUCCUGGACAAAGGAGCAAAUGGAUGCUUAAAGUUGUUCUUCCUUUCUGUUCUAGGCAAUCAUUUCCAAAGACAGAAUUUCCUGAACGGUAGGUAAGAAAUGCAAGAGAAUGCUUCAAUUUCUUCGCUCAAUCUGCCUGAGCAUUGCACCAGUGCUUGCUUUGAGAAUUUAUACUGGAGCGAUCCCAAUGGGUCUCCUUGGAGUUUUCUAAAUUGGGAUGCAAAGGCACCUUUCUCAGAGGGCAUGUCCACACUUACCUGUCCUCCAAUCUUUCCAGGUCCACACUUUAAAGUUCCAUGUCUGAACGUCCUUGCUUUUGCUCCAGAACUUUCCCCACAAAACCUGCUCUUUAGUGCUCAAUCAGAGCGAACGUCAAUCCUCAGAAAACCCAAACUGACGUUUGUUCUGAUUGAGCGCUAAAGAGCAGGUUUCGUAGUGGGAAACGGGACACAGAUCUUUAAAGUGCAGAUCUGCAUCUAGAAAAAGCAGGGCAAAAGGUAAUUGUGGAUAAGCCCUGGAUCCAGUGAGUUAUCUCGCUCUUCAGCCAAAUACAGCUCCCAAAACAACUUGGAGAAAUCCACAUAUCUUCUAGAAGACAGUUUCUGCCUUCAGUCUCACAGUCUGAGACACGGCAGAAAAGGAAAGGAGACUGGGAGGGAGGAGGAAGGAAAGCAAGCCCAUUCACUAAUUCUUAAAGGUAAAGGGACCUUUGGGGUUGUGGCGCUCAUCUCGCUCUAUAGGCCGAGGCAGCUGGCGUUUGUCCGCAGACAGCUUCCGGGUCAUGUGGCCAGCAUAACAAAGCCGCUUCUGGUGAACCAGAGCAGUGCACGGAAACGCCAUUUACCUUCCCGCCGGAGCGGUACCUAUUUAUCGACUUGCACUUUGACGUGCUUUUUUUUUUUUUUUUUUUUAUAAUAUUUUUUAUUGCAUUUUUCCAGAUAGAAAUACAAGGUCAGAUAUACAAAAAAAUAACAGAAAAGAAAAAGAAAAAGAAGAAAAUCAUCUUUUCAAAGCAUUUUUCCAUAACCAACCGGACUUCCCCCCGUCCCCCUCACCUUGCGUUCUUUACAAUAAAAUUUUUCAGCAAAUUAUAACCUUAUUUCGUGCAUUCUUUUGUUCUUUCAAAUACUUAUGAUUUGCGUUUAAAAUGCUUAUUGUCAAUUUACACUAAUAAUAUAUAUAAUGUUCUUUUAAACGUUAGUCCUUUCAUUAAUUUAGCUUAGUUUCCCAUACCUUAAUCUUAUUGCUGGAGCUGAAUUUCCCUAAUCAUGCGAAUUCUUAACAUUCAUAUAACUUGUAAAAUUUUUGUAAAUAAUCUUUAAAUUUUUUCCAAUCCUCCUCCAUUGCUUCUUCCUCCAAAUCUCGGAUCCUGGCAGUCAUCUCGGCCAAUUCCAUGUAGCCCAUCAAUUGCGUCUGCCACUCUUCCAGUGUGGGUAAAUCUUGAGUCUUCCAGUAUUUUGCGAUAAGAAUUCUUGCUGCUGUAGUUGCAUACAUAAAAAGGUUCUAUCCUUCUUUAACACCUUCUGACCGACAAUGCCCAGUAGGAAGGCCUCUGGUUUCUUGGGGAAAGUGUACUUAAACACUUUUUUUUAACUCAUUAUAGAUCAUUUCCCAGAAGGCCUUCACUUUUGGGCAAGUCCACCAGAGGUGAAAGAAUGUCCCUUCAGCCUCCUUACAUUUCCAACAUUUAUUAUCAGACAAAUGAUAUAUCUUAGCAAGCUUGACUGGGGUCAUGUACCACCUGUAUAUCAUUUUCAUAAUAUUCUCUUUCAAGGCAUUACAUGCCGUGAAUUUCAUACCAGUGGUCCAUAACCUUUCCCAGUCUUCAAACAUAAUGUUGUACCCAAUGUCCUGAGCCCAUUUUAUCAUGGCUGAUUUGACUGUCUCAUCCUGAGUGUUCCAUUUAAGCAGCAAGAUAUACAUUCUCGAAAGUACCUUGGUCUUUGGUUCCAACAAUUCUGUCUCUAGUUUCGAUUUUUCCACCUGGAAUCCUGUUCUUUUGUCCAGCUUAAAAACCUCUUGAAUUUGAGCAUAGUGAAGCCAAUUUUGCACCUUAUUCUUUAAUUUUUCAUAACUCUGCAGCCUCCAAGUUUCUCCUACUUUUUCUAUACUUUUUCUAUACUUUUUCUACUUUGACGUGCUUUUGAACUGCUAGGUUGGCAGGAGCAGGGACUGAGCAAAGGGAGCUCACCCCGUCGCGGGGAUUCGAACCGCCGACCUUCCAAUCGGCAAGCUCUAGGUUCUGUGGUUUAGACCACAGCGCCACCCGCUUUAAUUCUUAGUUACCGUAUUUUUUGCUCUAUAAGACUCACUUUUUCCCUCCUAAAAAGUAAGGGGAAAUGUGUGUGCGUCUUACGGAGUGAAUGCAGCUGCGCAGAUAUCCCAGAAGCCAGAACAGGAAGAGGGAUCACUGCUUUCGUUGCGCAGCGAUCGCUCUUGCUGUUCUGGCUUCUGAGAUUCAGAAUAUUUUUUUUCUUGUUUUCUUCCUCCAAAAACUAGCUGCGUCUUAUGGUCUGGUGCGUCUUAUAGAGCGGAAAAUAUGGUAAUUCUAAAUGCAUUUUGAUACUACUUUGUUUUUUUUUUUGAGAAAAUAACUUCACGGCAGCCUUCAGAGAAGUGCAAAAUCCAGGUGGAUAGCUACAUCCUGAUCUACAUACACACAUUAAUCCAUGUGGUGUUGAUCAGGCCAGUCCGUACUGUGAUUUUGCAAAGACCAAACGCCUCAAACAUUCCUAAGUUCAACUAGAUUCAAGUUUGUCUCUUUGUUCUCAGCUCCCCCCACCUCGGUUUGUUAUUCUGCCUUUUUGAUGGAUUGCCACGCUCAACAUGCCUGUUUGCCAUUUCUGGAACCGCAUUGCUGAAAGUUUGUCUUGCUAUUUGUCCAAAACUGGGGAGGGUGGCCUUUUAUUAAAUAAAUAAAAACCCCAAAAGAAAACUAAUACAAUAUUUUUUUAAAAAAAACCACACACACAAAAAAGGGGGGUGUUAUACAACAAAAGGGCAUCAUUAGCUAGAUGCUAAAAAAGAAAAAAAGGAAUCGUGAUUGUUAUUGCUUUGGGGGAUAGGAGGAAGGAGCGUUUUGAAAUAGUUUUGAUUUUUCUUUCUUUCUCUCUCUCUCUCUCCUUCCCACUCCCUGCUUCAUUCCUCAGGAUUGUUAAGCUUGACAUCUCUUUAAAUGAACUCCAAGAGAUUCCACCCGAAGCUCUUUUCCCGUUUGAGAAUUUGGCCGAGCUGGACGUGUCGCUUAAUGCUUUAAGCACGUGAGUGCGACUUGAUGGAUGGCGUUUUGUGGUGCUGGUGGGGUCUUUGUGUGGAGAAAUUUAAGGCCUGUGGAGAAGAGAGAGAGAGGCAAUUUGGGGCCUUGCCCCUGAGCAAGAGCAAUUCUCAGCAGGGCGUAGCGUUAAAGAGUUUGUUCCUCUUUGCUGGUGUCUCAUACAAAGCUGGCAAUCGCCUUCUAAAUCUGGCCCGCGGAUGGUCUGGGAAUCAGCAUGUUUUUACAUGAGUAGAAUGUAUCCUUUUAUUUAAAAUGCAUCUGGAGGUUCUUAACCUGAAACUGUUCUUAACCUGAAGCACCACUUUAGCUAAUGGGGCCUCCCGCUGCCGCCACCGCGCGAUUUCUGUUCUCAUCCUGAAGCAAAGUUCUUAACCCAAAGUACUAUUUCUGGGUUAGCGGAGUCUGUAACCUGAAGCAUUUGUAACCUGAAGCGUCUGUAACCCUAGGUACCACUGUAUUCAGUAACAACAACAACAACUAUUAUUAUUAUUAUUAUUAUUAUUAUUAUUAUUAUUAUUUUGUUAUUUAUGCCCCACUCUGGGCAGCUUGUAACAUACAUAAAAACAUAAUAAAACAUUAAACAUAAAAAAAACCAUUUCUAUAUACAGGGCUGCCUUCAGAUGUCUUCUAAAGGUUGUGUAGUUACUUAUCUCCUUGGCUCGCAUAACUCCAUAGCCUCCAACAUUUCUCCGAUGAAAAUAGCAACGUCCUAAGGAACAGCGGGGCAUUCCGGGAUCAGAUCAGAAACCAGGAUGGCUUCUGUAAAUCCAGGACUGUCCCUGGAGAAUAGGGACACUUGUAGGGUCUGUGGGCUCAACAUAUUUUUCCCUGUCGAGCGGGUGGCAGAUCUCGGGCUGUAGGUCUCUGAGAACUUUUAAACUGGAGAUCCCAGAGAUCAAAACUGGAACCAGGAACGUAGUAGGGAUGACCCAAAAUAUCACCGCCACCACCAUUGAUUUUGCAACCCCAAUUUAAAGGUGGCAAAACUGACAGAAGGGACAUUUGGGGCAAUAUCAAAAGCCCGGGGUUGAUUGCAAGGUUGGGCAGGUGUCUACAUUCACAAAUAGCCAGCAGGAACUGAAACAGAGGAUUACAAUAUAUAGAUAAAUUGGGGAGCUUGUUCACAUCAGCACUCUGGGGGAAAGUGGACAUGGUUAGAAAGGAGCUAACGUUUUGGAGAGGCAAUAUCUGCAGAGAUGUACAUACCGUGCAUGGAAAUUGUAGUUUGUUGAGGGUGCUGGGAAUUGUAGCUAUGUAAGGGGUUGAUCACAGUUCCCAGGAUUCUUUGGAAUUGGGGAGUAAGCUUUAAAAAAUGUAUGGUAUGUGGGCAGCCUACCUAUAAAGAAAUAUUGGAAAUCAUUGAAACCAGGAAAUAACAGGGAUUAGGUAAAGGUAAAGGGACCCCUGACCAUUAGGUCCAGUCGUGACCGACUCUGGGGUUGCGGCGCUCAUCUCGCUUUAUUGGCCGAGGGAGCCGGCGUACAGCUUCCGGGUCAUGUGACCAGCAUGACCAAGCCGCUUCUGGUGAACCAGAGCAGUGCACGGAAACACCGUUUACCUUCCUGCCGAAGCGGUACCUAUUUAUCUACUUGCACUUUGAUGUGCUUUCAAACUGCUAGGUGGACAGGAGCAGGGACCGAGCAACGGGAGCUCACCCCGUCGCAGGGAUUCGAACUGCCAACCUUCUGAUCGGCAAGUCCUAGGCUCUGUGGUUUAACCCACAGCGCCACCCGCGUCCCUUUUACUGUUCCUUUAAAUCCAAAAAGAAAUAAUUAGCAGAGGGCAAGAAACACAUUGGUCUGCAAUCCUAUGCAGGCUUCUCUGGAGUAAGUCCCAUUGAACUCAGUAGGACUUACUUUGGAGUAAACAUAUACUCCAUUGGUGAUAGAAGCAAUAUAGUCACACAGUACAGUACCGGGAAAAGAGAGAAAUCUCACCUACUCAAAUAAAUCCUGAUGUUGUUUGAAGCUGAUAUAUUUUCACAGGGUAUAGCGAAGGAAGAUCUUGAUAACACCCAAAUUAUUAAGGGUUUUUUUAAGACAAUAAAAAUAGGAACCAUGUAAAGAUAUGGAAGAAUUAAAAGAUAACGUAUCAGGUUAAAUUAUGUGGAUAAUCCAUUGCCUUGGGCGACUCAGCUUAUUUCUUCUUUUGUGCUUUAUAUAUGUCAGGAGUGGGAAACCUGCGGCCUACUAGAUGUUGCUGGACUACAAAACCCAUCACUCCUCGACAGGGCUGUUUUAAGCAUAUGCAGCGUCGGGGUGCAAAGAUUCGCCCAACAUCCCCCCCAGUUGCCCAGUCCCAGGGGUGCAGGAGGGCAUCAGCAUCUUGCCUCAGCAUCUUGCUGGCUCCGUCACCCCCGAACUCGCGGCGCAGAACCCGCUGGGCUCUUUCUCAGACUCAACUCUCUGUCGGAAUCUGCGUUCUACUGAGCGACUCUUCCGGAAUCGCCUCCGAUGAUAAUUAACAACCUGAGCCUCUGAUAAGGCUCCAGGCAUAUCCCCCAUUCAGCAGAGUUUCCAGCACAGGGAAGAGACGAGAAGUUUGGGCUACAUUGCUAGGUUUUAUUACUAAGCUACUCAGGCAGAAAAUAAAUACAUCCUCUCUCUGUGAGAGCAGAGAGCAACUGAGCAACAAAGGAACAGGAAACCAGUAACGUCACAUCCGUCUCCUGUCUUCCAUGAGACUUCCAACAGUCUGGAAUGUGAGGAAUGCAAAACAGAGUCUUGUGACUCCGAAGCACUGCACAGUGGCAAACAGAAACUAACACUCUCGGGCCCCGGACUCUCGGCCUGGCGCCCCUGAGAGCCCCGCACCCGGGUGCCCCGCACCCCUAGCGCCUAUGGGUAAGACGGCCUGCUCCUAGACAUUGGCCCUGCUGGCUUGAGCUGAUGGGAGUUGUAGUCCAGCAAUACCUGAAGAGCACUAAGUCCGGGAAGGCUGAUGUAAACAAUACUGGUCUAGCUUAGCGAUCCUCCAUUUAUUCCGGGACUACAGCUCCCAUCAUCCGUGACCACUGGGGUUGAUAGGAGUUUAAAUCCGACAACAUCCAGAGGGCCUCACAGGCUCUCCACCCCAGAUAUACCUCAUUUCUUUUUAAAAACGGAUUUGGAAUCAAUUAAAAAACAGCCGCCGCCACCACAUGUUUUGAAGAUGGAUGUGAGCAGAAUAGGGGUUUAUUUACAUCCCAAGUAGGGUGGACGGCGCCUUGUCUUUGAGGUCUCAACAGUGACACACCUCCUGAAUGACACGUUGGCAACCUUAAAAAUAAUAAUAAUAAAUUAUAAUAAUAAUAAAUUUUUAUUUGUAUCUCUUCCUCCCCAGCCGAGGCUAACAUCAUAAAAACAACACGAUAUGCAUAAAAACAGUCAUCAAUUAAUUAAAAUUCCUUCUUUUUUCGCUUUUAUCUGGGGUUGCAGUACGAGAGGGAUGGGGCUCCUUCCCAACCUGGUGGCCCUUAACCUUAGUUAUAACGCGAUCGGAGAGGUGAAGGACCUGGAAAACUGCCCCCGCCUGUCCGUCCUGCAUGUAUCCCACAAUCGCUUGAGGAGCCUCACGGAUUUCCCUCUCUUGAGUAACCUGACACGGCUGAAUUUGUCUUCGAAUCAGGUAUUUUGGGGGGCAGUGCUCAGGAUCUCGAAAGUGGGUGACUCCCAGGAGCUGGAUGCGCAGAGCAUUGGGGUGCGGGGAGCCUAUUUCCCUCAAUACUUAAUUGGACUCCACCUUCCAUUAGCUGGAUAGCCAGGAUAGCCAAUAGCCCAAUGUGCUGGGAGUUAUGGUCGAAUAACACAUCCAGGGCCACCGAUUCCCCAUCUCGGAUUUAGAGCAUCAGUAUCACGGCCUGGAUGGGACGUGGGUGGCGCUGUGGGUUAAACCACAGAGCCUAGGACUUGCUGAUCAGAAGGUCGGCGGUUCGAAUCCCCAUGACGGGGUGAGCUCCCGUUGCUCGGUCCCUGCUCCUGCCAACCUAGCAGUUCGAAAGCACGUCAAAGUGCAAGUCGAUAAAUAGGUACCACUCCAGCGGGAAGGUAAAUGGCGUUUCCGUGCGCUGCUCUGGUUCACCAGAAGCAGCUUAGUUAUGCUGGCCACAUGACCUGGAAGCUGUACGCCAGCUCCCUUGGCCAAUAAAGCGAGAUAAGCGCCGCAACCCCAGUCGGCCACGACUGGACCUAAUGGUCAGGGGUCCCUUUACCUUUACCUUUAUCACGGCCUGGAGAGUUGGUCUUCCUAAAAUAAGAAGUGGGAGGGGAUCAAAACUUCUCCUAACAGGUUCAGAUAGUCCAGAUUCACGUCAGGAAUGAAGAAGAUGCUUGACAGAUAAUGAACAACAGACCUUCUCAAGCUUUAAGCACUGAUAGAUUCCGUCCCUCUGCUCUGCUGUUAAUAUAACGGUGCAAAAUGGAUCCCAAGGUUUUGCAAAGCCAUUCUGUUUCCAUCAGCUUGGGUCUUGCUUUGUGGUGCUCUGGAGAGAAUAAUAAUGUUUAUUAUUUAUACCCCAGCCACUCUGGGCGGCUCCCAACAGAAUAUUAAAAACAUGAUAAAAGAUCAAACAUUACAAACUUCCCUAAACAGGGCUGCCUUCAGAUGUCUGAAGCAUUUUCUGUUUUCUUCUUUCCCAACUCAAGUUGGAGUCUCUGGAAGGGGUGCAGAAUCUGCCCCGGCUCCACGAGCUCCAUGUGCAGAAGAACCGCAUCGCCAGCCUGCUGCCUCUGGCUUCUUCGCUGUCUCUCAACGUCCUCUGUGCCUCCGGCAAUGACAUUGGCGGGCUGCCCGAGGCUCUGCACGUGCUCAGAGGCCUCCGCAGGCUGAAGCAUCUCACGCUCAAGGUGAGGUGUAAGCUGAUAGCCCGGUAGUGGCUGGAAAGGGAGAAAGGAGAAGGUUAGGCAAGCCUUUUCCCAACCAGAUGAUUUUGCACCUCACAUUCAAUUUUCCACAUUUUCACAUUUAUGUUUUAUUUUUUAAGCCUUUGUGAAAAUUCAUCAGCGUUUUAGUGCCACUUUCUUCUAAGAGAUCCAUAUUUCCUUUAAUGUAGACAUUUUUGCAAGCUCCACGAUGCCCCACCCCAAUAUAAUGCAUUUUUUCAUUAUUGGUAUAUGCAAUUUUGUGCAUAUAAGUUGAUUGCAUUGCAAAAUUCAGACGGGUGUGAAUUUUGACCGGAGGCUGUGUUUCUGCCCAUAUAUUGUUCCAGGAAGUUCAAAUUAGGUGGUUUAGCCUUUACAUACAACCUGAACUGAAUUUCUCCCAUCCCUAGUAGACAGUGAGUUGAAGCAAAGGCUUUCUGGGUAGCCUUUGCAUCAGUUUUCCUUCUGUAAACGGAACUGGUGAUAUGUAAACUGCCUCUGAAACACAGAGAAUCCAUCGAGCCAUCUUACCUAUUAGCCACCGAUACACAAUCCCAAAGCUAUGUUGACUAGUAGCCAUCUUGUGGCAGGGAGUUCCACAAGCUGAUCAUGCACUGCAUGCGGAAAUCGUUGCUUUUGCUAGCCGGAGGGAGGGAACCGAGAGAUGGGGGAGGAAGUCAUGGAAGAAAGAAGGAGGGGGGAGCUCCCAAGAGAUCAUUUUGAGAUGACGGGAGGAGACUUCACUCCCCACAUGCCAUUGAGUUGCACCCAUUGCGGCCCUAAGUUAAAGUCACUUAGCAGUAGCUGGAACAAGAGGAAACGCAUUGCUGUAAAUUACUGCGCAACAGAUUGCACAACCAGGAUCGGCUGUUGCUCAAGAGAAAACACAAGUGCAUGGCCAAACUUCUUCUUUUUUUGCACAAAAAGCAGGUGUUGCACAAUUCCUGCAUUGCAGGGGGUUGAACUAGAUGACCCUUGGGCCCCGUUCCAGCUCUACAGCUCCAAUGUUAGCACAACUGGUGCAUUGGAUUUCUUUGUUGUGCGGCCUUCAUACUCUGCCGUCCAGUAGCUCAAGGGCUCUUGCACUAGGGGACAGAGAAUAUUGGAUCCCACCCACUGCCUCUCCAAACCUUCGACCUCCACUGGGGCACAUCUGGUUUGUUAUCAGAAGUGAACACGGUGCACCUUAAGGAUGUGUCGUAACCUGCACUGCUUUUUUAAAAAAUAAAUAAAUAAAUAAAUAAAUAAUAAUAAUAAUAAUAAUUACAGUGGUACCUCGGGUUAAGAACUUAAAUCGUUCUGGAGGUCUGUUCUUAACCUGAAACUGUUCUUAACCUGAAGCACCACUUUAGCUAAUGGGGCCUGCCGCUGCGCCACCACUGCACAAUUUCCGUUCUCAUUCUGAAGCAAAGUUCUUAUAUUUCUGGGUAAUAUUUCUGGGUUAGCGGAGUCUGUAACCUGAAGCGUAUGUAACCCGAGGUACCACUGUAUUAUUAUUAUUAUUAUUAUUAUUAUUAUUAUUAUUAAUACCCCGUCCCUCUCUGGGCAGCUCUCAACAGAAUAUUAAAAACAAUAAAACAUUAAACCUUAAAAACUUCCCUAAACAGGGCUGCCUUCAGAUGUCUUCUAAAAGUCAGUUGUUUAUUUCCUUGACGUCUGAUGGGAGGGCGUUCCACAGGGAGGGCGCCACUACCGAGAAGGCCCUUCACCUGGUUCCUUGUAACCUCACUUCUCGCAGGGAGGGAACCACCAGAAGGCCCUCGGAGCUGGACCUCAGUCUCUAGGCAGAACAAUGGGCUUGGAGACACUCCUUCAGGUAUACUGGACCGAGGCCGUUUAGGGCUUUAAAGGUCAGCACCAACACUUUGAAUUGUGCUUGGAAACAUACUGGGAGCCAAUGCAGGUCUUUCAGGACCGGUGUUAUAUGGUCUCGGCGGCUGCUCCCAGUCACCAGUCUAGUUGCCGCGUUCUGCCUGUCCAACUUUUCUCCCAGGACAACCCAGUGGCGCGAGACAACCGCUACACCACUGCCAUCAAGGAGUCCACCUCCGUGGAGAUACUGGACGGGAUGUUUCUCCACGAUCCGCCAAGUCUUUCCGCUCUCCCUCUGCACAUGUGGCCCCUCCUCCGGGAACCGGCAUCCAGUUCAACCGACAUAGCCCAAGCCAAAGCAGACCUGAAGGAGGCAGCCAGGAGAGCCUUCGGCGCAAGGCUGCAGCGGAGGAGAGACGACGUCGGCAGCGCUGUGCAUCACUUUCAUUCCAGGAUAUUGUAAGUGAAAACGGUGGAACUCACUGCCAUAGGAGGGCAGUCACGGCCACCGACUUAGAUGGCUUUAAAAGAGACUUGGUGCCUACUGUCCAGGCUGGCUCUGCUUUGCUGCCACAGCUGGAGAGAGCGAUGCUUUGGAAUACCAGCUGAUGGAAACCACAGGAGGGGAGAGUGUUCCUAUGCUCGAAUCCUGAUUAUGGGUUUCCCAUGGGUGUCUGGUUGGUCUUUGUGAGAGCCACAAUACUGGCCUAGAUGGGCUGUUGGCUGGAUCCACCCGGCUCAUGUGUUUAUGUUCUUAAGGCAUUGGAUUCCUGUUUCAGACAGGGUGGAAUUGUGUCCGAGGCUGCCAUAUUCUGUUUAUGGACUACUUUUGAGUGGCACGUAAGGGACGCAGGUGGCGGUGUGGGUUAAACCACAGAGCCUAGGACUUACCGAUCAGAAAGUUGGCGGUUCUAAUCCCCGCGAUAGAGUGAGCUCCUGUUGCUCAGUCCCUGCUCCUGCCAACCUAGCAGUUCGAAAGCACGUCAAAGUGCAAGUAGAUAAAUAGGUACCGCUCCGGAGGGAAGGUAAACAGCGUUUCCAUGUGCUGCUCUGGUGCGCCAGAAGCGGCUUAGUCCUGCUGGCCACAUGACCCGGAAGCUGUAUGCCGGCUCCCUCGGCUAAUAAAGCGAGAUGAGCGCCACAACCCCAGAGUCGGCCACGACUGGACCUAAUGGUCAGGGGUCCCUUUACCCUUUAUCUUUACCUUUGAGUGGCAAAGACUCUGGAGCCAGUGUUGAUGUUUCGUAGGAAUAGGCACACAGAAGCAUAGAAUCGUAGAGGUGACCACAAGGUCACCUGCGAUGCAGAAAUCUUUUUGCCCAAUGUGGAGCUCGAACCCCAAACCCUGAGACUGAGUCUCUCUCUCUCUCUCUCUUUUUUAAAUCAUUUUUAUUUGAUUUUACAAAUAUAAAUUUAUAACAGUCCAAAUGCAUAUCCCUAUACAGUCAUACCUCAUGUUACGUCCGCUUCAUGUUACGUUCUUUCAGGUUACGUCCCGCGGCGACCCAGAAGUACCGGAAAGGGUUAUUUCCAGGUUUCGCCGCUCGCACAUGCGCAGAAGCGCAAAAUGACAUCAUGCGCAGAAGCGGCGAAUUGCAACCUGCGCAUGUGCAGAUGCGCCGCUGCGGGUUGUGUUCUUUUCAUGUUGCGAAUGGGCCUCCGGAACGGAUCCUGUUCGCAACCAGAGGUACCACUGUAUAGAGAUUUCUCAGAAUCUCGAGACUUUCCCCCAUCCCUUCCGUGGCUCCUUUUGUCAACAUUUACAACCGUGUAUUAUUCCAUAAUCUAAAUUUUAUAUCCAUUCAUAUUAUCCAUAGUAUUUGUUAUAUUACAAGUGCAAUUAAAAUCCCACUGAUGUUUUCAUCUGCUGACAGCGGUCUCCUAAAUAAAUUAUAAAUUUUCGCCAUUCUUUUUUAAAAAAAGUUUUUGUCUUCUUGGUUCCUGAGCUUUCAAGUCAGAUUUGCCAUUUCAGCCUAGACUUUUUCUACUUUCCACCUCUAGGCUAGUAGCAUCCGUGUGGCUGUUGCUGCAUACAUAAAAAGUAUUUCCCUGCUUCUUUGGGAUAUCGGUACCUAUUGUUUCGAGACUGAGAGUUUCAUGCUCUACCGACUAAGCUAUCUGUAGGAGUUUUCUCUGCAUCACAGAGGCACAGGUGAGCCGAGGAUGCAGGCUGGCAGUAACACACCUGGCCCCGUAAGUAGGGUGUGAUUUUUAACUGUGAAUCUAAGGACGACAUCAAAGAGCUAGAACUUUGUAGAUACUUAUGCAGACCAAGGGAUCCGGUUAUCUUCCAGUGAAGAGCCUUGCUGGGAAAGCUUCAGAAGACAUAAUAUACAUCGCGAUUUCCUGCCUCAGCUCUCCUUUCCUGUAGACCAGCCUUUCUGAACCUGUGGGUCCCCAGAUGUUGUUGAACUACAACUCCCAUCACCCCUAGCUAGCAAGGCCAGAGCUCAGGGAUGAUGGGAGUUGUAGUCCAACAACAUCUGGGGACCCACAGGUUGAGAAGCACUGCUGUAGACGGAACCUAUCCAGCUUCUUGAGCCAUAACUUAGUUCAAAGAGGGCCAGAUUUGAUGAAGGGCCAACCAAAGUUGUUGUUGACCUUUUUUUUAGGAUUGAAGUUUUUGAGCUUUUUAAAGGAUUUUACCCCAGGAAAUAAACUGCUAGAGAGACCAGAUUAAACCGACUGGCGGGCCAGAUUAGGCCCCUGAAACGGACUUUGGACAUGCCUAUUAUAUGGCCAAAGGGUGUUUUUGAGAUUAUAAUAAUAAUUUAUUAUUUAUACCCCGCCUUCCAACCAAAUAUUAAAAUACAGUAAUACAUCAAACAUUAAAAACUUCCCUAAACAGGGCUGCCUUCAGAUGUCUUCUAAAAGUCUGGUGGUAGUUGUUUAUUUCCUUGACAUCUGGUGGGAGGGUGUUCCACAGAGCGGGUGCCACUACCGAGAAGGCCCUCUGCCUGGUUCCCUGUAACUUGGCUUCUCGCCGUGAGGGAACCGCCAGAAGGCCCUCAGAGCUGGACAUCGGUGUCCGGGCAGAACGAUGGGGGUGGAGACGCUCCUUCAGAUGAUCAGACAGGCUUGUUUCCAGACUGGCACUUGAGGCUGCUGCUGGUGUAAUUUAAAACAGGAGUGAAAUUUCACUUGGUCUGUGUCUUCGGCUAGCACACACACCCAUGUUUGGAUCUUGUUUAGAGAUAGGACGUCGGGUGCAUUUGGUAGCCUAGCAACAAAGGUUGCUCACUUAAAUCAGGAAUAUGCGUGCAUGCAGAGAUGGGUAUAAAAGUCAAGAUUCCAUUAUAUGGGACUACGGUGGGUCUGUAAGCAAUCAUGUUUGGUGGUUUGACACAGCAUUGUGAACUAGCAUGGUGAAAUGGAUCUCUCUGCAUAUUUGCUUCUUCCAAGACGAGAAGAUCUGCCUUAUAAUAGUUACUGUCUUUGGCUCCAUCUUGUGCCUUGAGGCGAUAAGCACUUUAAUCUCAACUGAGUUGGGAAGGAGUUUCCUUAACUCUGGAAAAGGCUAGCCUACUGGAAAGCAGGAAAGCUCCGACGUUCUGCUGGAGCUGUGCAGACUCUGCUGAUCACGGUAGAGUCUACACAACUGACGGCGGGCCCAACCCCCUUCUACAAGCCGUAACAGCUGCCUGGGACUAUCAGCUCUGAGUCCCUCUCUCCUGUCUCUUAGGGAACUGCAGGAAGAGUUGACAGGCUACGAAGAAAGACUCAGGCUGGAAUUGGAUGGGUGCGAAAGGUAAGGAAAGUCAUGGUGUGUUUGGAGUGGAGGCAAUAGACCAUAGGCCAUUGCUAGAGCAUAUGGUUUGUACACAGAAGGCUCAGCCACCAUCCUUGGCAUUCUUUCAACUUUAAAGAGUCUUAGCUGGCAAGUGCCAGGGAUUGGCAGGCUCGUUUAUAUUUUGAGGAUGAUUCAUGUUCUUAUAGGGACACGGGUGGCACUGUGGGUUAAACCACAGAGCCUAGGACUUGCCGAUCAGAAGGUUGGAGGUUCGAAUCCCCGCAACGGGGUGAGCUCCCGUUGCUCGGUCCCUGCUCCUGCCAACCUAGCAGUUCGAAAGCACGUCAAAGCGCAAGUAGAUAAAUAGGUACCGCUCUGGUGGGAAGGUAAAUGGCGUUUCCGUGCGCUGCUCUGGUUCGCCAGAAGCAGCUUAGUCAUGCUGGCCAAAUGACCCGGAAGCUGUAUGCCGGCUCCCUCGGCCAAUAAAGCGAGAUGAACGCCGCAACCCCAGAGUCGUUCACGACUGGACCUAAUGGUCAGGGGUCCCUUUACCUUUACCUUUACAUGUUCUUAUGUACCAGCAUUGUCUUACACUUUCUUGACGUCCCAGGGUCAUAUUAUAAAGUAGUUGCGUUCUACUUUAUAGGCUCUAUAAAGCCUGCCUGACCUGGGGGCAGGGCCAGCCCCAAUGGGGAGACACCGAAGGGGGUUGUUCCUUUGGGGGUUGAACGAGGGUGUGGGCCAGCCCUGUUAUGUUAAAAUUAUCAUUUUCAUGGGAAUGGGGUUUUAACCUGGGCGGGUGCUAUACUAUUUGGAGGGUGGGGUUGUUUUAAAUUGUUGUUAAAUGUUAUUUCUUAAUUUGGAUUUUUGUAUCUGUGGGCUAGAGUACUGGUUAGGGGCUUUUGUUGAGGAGUGUUUUGAUUAUUGGUGUGUAUACAUUAGUAUUGUUAAUUGUUUUGAUUAUCUGGAUUAUGUUUUGAUUAUUUUGAUUAUGUACCGUAUUUUUCCGUGUAUAACACGACCCCUAUUUUGAGGGUCUCAAAUUUAUGAAAAUGGGGGGAGAUGUGUAAGACGACCCCCAUUUUUUAACAUUAUUUUAGAGUAAAAAAACCCCUAAUCUUACCCACAGAAGAGUAUGGUAUUUUCUGCUUCAUAUGAUGUAACUUUGCAUUGUGAACCACCCUGAGAUAUAGGCUGGUAUGUAAUAAUAAAAUAAUAAUAAUAAUAAUAAUACGUUAUAAAUCAAGCACUGCUAGGAGUUGUUUCUUUUUGUUUUCCUAUGUAUUUCUUAUAUAUAAAAAAAUCAGUGUGAUGUAAGCAAUUUCCCCCCCUGAAAUCGUGGCUCAGAGAAAAAAUGUUUGAGAGCCUCUGUGUUAGAUGGAGGGAAGACUGAUAACACAAGCUGAUGAAGCAGGACACAGAUUGUUCUUAACAAUGUCAACUGUUGUCUCCAGAUUCAUCCAAGCUCUUCCAUCGGAGGAUUUCCGAAAGUUGGACAAUCCUCAGGAGAUUGCAGAAGCAAUGGACAAAUACCUGUUCACCAAAUUCUGGGAAAAGUGGCAGAGGGGCCAAAGGAAGCCUGUCUGUCUACCCUACAAGGAGCUGAGCAAGCCAGAGGAUGUAAGGCCUAGUGUGUGUGUGUGUGUGUGUGUGUGUGUGUGGGUCUGUGUGUAAUAUAUAUAUAUAUGUAUAUAUGUAUGAGAUUGCCUGUUCAGAGCAAGGGCAGGAAGCAUUGCCCUCACUUUGAACUGGCUUUAUGACAUGAUCGUGUAGCCAAAUUGGAUUGGCCACGUCACAAUUCCAUCACGUUCAUUGUGGGACCCCCAACUGUCUGGGAAGAAGAAGAAGCUGCUCUGGAUUUCCAUUUUUGAAAGGCUCCUGAAAUAUACUCAAAGUCGAGAGUGGAUUUCAUGCUCUUCAUUCAGCUCAUAGUGGUGAGGAGGAAUGGAAGUUCCCCCAGAAUGUCUGCUUUAUAUACAUUAUUUACACAAUGGGCCCCACAUGACUGGCUAAUUCCGGGAUUCACCUGAGGGCCAAUCAGGUAGUGGAUUCACUCCACCUGGAGCUGGAUUGGGUGGCUCCUGUGGACCAAUCAGACUGCUGCAUUCUGAAUCCUAUUGUUCUAGGACCAAUCAGACUGCUGCAUUCUGAAUCCUAUUGUUCUAGGACCAAUCAGACUGCUGCCUUUUGGAUCCUAUUCAACUCAGUACAGAACAGCACCCAAACAUCUCCCUGUUCGGCAGCCAAUUGACAACACGCAGCUGCGAAAGUUAUUUUGACACCCCGAGAAUCACUCCUUUUGUACCCAGAAUGCCUUAACAUUUGGCACAGGAUCCAUUCUUAGGCCCCUUUCUUUCAUUCGCAUGAGUGAAACUUGACUCCCAUCUCGUCUCCAGGAUCUGUCCAGCCUUCUGGGCAUCCGUGUAUUCCUCUAGCCAAUAUCUCUGCCACGCAUAACAUUUUGCCUAUUAAUCAUUUCCCCUUUUACAGUUGCUCUCAAACAAAACGCCCAUCCAGGUGCACAGGUGUGUGUGUGUAUGGAAUGGAAAUACCAGCCCAGGCAAAAGGUGACAACGUUCUCUCCCAGAAAGGCAUGUUGAGCCCACAAAGCUAUGUUAGGAAUCUGCUCUGUGAUUCCUUUCUUUGCUUUGUAGCAGAUGCAUAAUACAUAAGCAAAGGCUUCGGGGGAAUUUUAGCAUCCUGCUGCGACUUCCACAACCACCUUCCCCAACUUGGUGCCCUCAAGAUUUUGCUGGUACGCCCAACUCCCUUCCUCCCUGAACUUAAAAACACAAUAGCAUAGAGUGGCUUAAAGUUCCCCUUUCAUGCUGAUUGGGCUGCUCUAGGGUGCUGGAGACAGGGACUGCAUAAAUGAGUCUCUGACCCCCUGUAAUCCCGGCCUGCUACCCCACUGCUCUGGGAACUUUCUCCUUCACCUUCAUUUGUGGAUCAGCCUAGAUGAUAUUGCUUUUCCUGGCCAAGAUGGCCGCCGUUGCGCCAACUUACAACUUUCCCCUGUCCCCCUGCAAUUGUGUGCGGUUGUUUUUUUUUAAAUAGUUUUUAUUAAAGAUUUUCUUGUGUAACAAACAAACAAAAAAAAAGCACAUAGAAUAUCACCGCUUUCAAUUCACGGAGUCUUUUUCACAGUUGGCAUUCGGUAGGACGUACUGUUGUCACGUAUGUGGUUGGGUGAAAAGAGAGAGGACGGAAAAAUGGAGGGGAUAUUGAUCUUUCAUUCUGUUGUGUAGUGUUUGUGUGGGAUUUUUGUGUCAGAGUCACGUGAGUAGGUCCUUUACUUACACAGCGGUUGGUUGUCAAACGUAAUCCGUUCCAGAAGACCGUUCGACUUCCAAAACGUUUGAAAACCGAGGAGCAAUGGGCGGUCAGCAAAUUCCAUCGAGAAAAUGGAGAAACAUGCCUCGGAAGCCGCUCAACUUCUGAGGCACGUUUGAAAAUGGAAGCAUUCACUUCUGGGUUUUUGGCGUUUGGGUUCCAAAUUGUUUGGCUUCUGAGAUGCUUGAAAACCGAGGUUCCACUGUAUACGUCCUUCCUUUGGUCGGUGUCGUGAGAGAUUGGAGGGUCUAGUGCUUGGUUGGUUGCGUUCAGUUGGUUGAAGUUUGCUUCGUUUGUACAACUGAGUGGGUUGUUGAGUCAGAUCAGCUACCGUAUUUUUCGUUCUAUAGGACGCACAUUUCCCCCUCCAAAAAUUAAGGGGAAAUGUGUGUGCGUCCUAUAGAGCGAAUGCAGGCUGCGCCGCUAAGCCCAAAGCCAGAACAGGAAGACGGAGCACUGCAGAGCGCUCCGUCUCGCUGCUCUAGCUUGGGGACGGCUGCGCGCAAACCUCUGCAGGGCAGCGGGGUGCCUUUACCCCGCUGUCCUGCAGAAGCUAGCAAGGCUGUUCCCAAGCCAGAACAGCGAGACGGAGGGCUCCGUUUCGCUGCUCUAGCUUGGGGACGGCUGCGCACAAACCUCUGCAGGGCAGCGGGGUGCCUUUACCCCGCUGUCCUGCAGAAGCUAGCAAGGCUGUUCCCAAGCCAGAACAGCGAGACGGAGGGCUCCAUCUCGCUGCUCUAGCUUGGGGACAGCUGCGCGCAAACCUCUGCAGGGCAGCGGGGUACCUUCACCCCGCUGUACUGCAGAAGCUAGCAAGGCUGUUCCCAAGCCAGAACAGUGAGACGGAGGGCUCCGUUUCGCUGCUCUAGCUUGGGGACGGCUGCGCGCAAACCUCUGCAGGGCAGCGGGGUACCUUCACCCCGCUGUACUGCAGAAGCUAGCAAGGCUGUUCCCAAGCCAGAACAGCGAGACCUUGAACGCACCUUGUUUUAGAGGGGGAGAACAAGAAAAAUUUUUUUUCCCCUGUUCUCCCCCUCCUAUGAUUCGGUGCGUCCUAUGGUCCGGUGCGUCCAAUGGAGCGAAAAAUACGGUAUAUCCAGUUCUAUUUUUCUAGAAAAAAAGGUGCUGGAACCCACCACGAACCCUCAUUCUCUUAGAAUGUCAGUGGUGCCCACUUGAGAGGUGCCAGAAUUCUGUUCCGGUGAGUUUCAGCUGAAAAAAAGCCCUGAUCGUAUUGAUUUGUGUACUGUUGGGUAGGGGGGAGAGAUAGGUCAUUGGAGCACCUUCUCCCCCCCCCCCAUGUUGUCCUGAGUGAGGGUGCUUCCUAUUUUGGACCCCUCAGCUUAGAAAUGAACUUCUGUGGUGUGUAGAGUUCUAACAUGGUGGCUGGGACGAUAUCUGUCAUGGCGUCAGAACUAUGUAAAAUAAUAUUGGAGGCAAAGCUAGAAAGGCACAAGAACUUAUUCUUAAAUUGCCGAAAUCUCCAUCACUUUCCCUUAGAAUUGCUGAAGGAUGAAGGACUGGAGAGACUCUAUAUGAAAGGCUGAAGGCGUCUCAUGAGCUUUAGGCGGCUGUAGGAUUCUUUGGCAGGGGACUUCCGAUGAUGGAGUUCCAGUUCGCUUCCCAAGAAGAAAGGAGACCAAAAUUAAAAUCUGGUCCCCUUUCUUCUUGGGAACUGAACUGGAACUCCUCCAUCAGAAAUCCCCUGCCAAAGAAUCCUACAUGUGAAUGGGCCCCUUUCGCUCACGAGACGCCGUGAUCCAAAUGGGAACCGCUGACCUGGAGGUGAAAUAUGCCGUUUUCUGAGCGGUCCCUGGCACCAUGUGCGACAGCUUCUUUGAACAGCCUGAGCCUGCGGUAUGGAGCUGGUUGCGAAGAAAGCGCCUGCUAUGUUGAGCUGCUGUAAAAGUCUCUCUUCUGGCUAAUUUAUUAGUCGGCAAAGACUCGGGCUGGCUGAUUUGGCCCAUUGGUUCCGAACAAUGCUUGGGGUGGAAUUGUCGUCAAAGGGCUUCAGUUUAUGAACCUGCCGUCGUUCACUCAAGAGGUGUCAGGCAUGAUGUUAUCCCAUCCCAAAACUUGGAACUGCUUAAUAAGUGACCCUGCAAGGUCUGUAAUCCUAGCAUAGCAUUGUACGGGUGGGCAGAUCAUAGAUAUGGAUCUGCUGGUGUGGAUCGACUGAUGGCCACCCACCUAGGUGGCUUAAGACCCAGGUGCCCUUGAUAGAAUCGAAUAAUUGUAGAGACCCCAAGGUUCAUCUGGUCCAGCAGUGCAGGGAUCUCAACUAAAGCAUCCCUGACAGAUGGCCAUCUAAGCUCUGCUUAGAAGCCUCCAAGGAAGGAGAGUCCACCAUCUUCCAAGGGAAUCCGUUCAAGCGUUGAACAGCUCCAAUAAUAACAACAACAACAACAACAACAACAACAACAACAACAACAACAACUGGUCUCCCCAGCCACUCUGGGCGGCUUCCAACAAAGAUUAAAAAUACAUUAAAAUGUCACACAUUUAAAAUGUCACACAUUAAAAACUUCCCUGAACAGGGCUGCCUUCAGAUGUCUUCUAAAUGUCAGGUAGUUGUUUAUCUCUUUGACAUCUGGUGGGAGGGCAUUCCACAGGGUGGGUGCCACUACCGAGAAGGCCCUCUGCCUGGUUCCCUGUAGCUUAGCUUCUCGCAAUGAGGGAACCGCCAGAAGGCCCUUGGAGCAGGACCUCAGUGUCUGGGCUGAACGAUGGGGGUGGAAAUGCUCCUUCAGGUAUACUGGGCCGAGGCCGUUUAGGGCUUUAAAGGUCAGCACCAACACUUUGAAUUGUGCUCGGAAACGUACUGGGAGCCAAUGUAGGUCUUUCAAGACCAGUGUUAUGUGGUCUUGGCGGCCUCCCCCAACCAUCAGUCUAGCUGCCGCAUUCUGGAUUAGUUGUAGUUUCUGGGUCACCUUCAAAGGUAGCCCCACGUAGAGCACAUUGCAGUAGUCCAAGCGGGAGAUAACAAGAGCAUGCACCACUCUGGCGAGACAGUCCACGGGCAGGUAGGGUCUCAGCCUGCGUACCAGAUGGAGCUGGUAAACAGCUGCCCUGGACAUAGAAUUGACCUGCACCUCCAUGGACAGCUGUGAGUCCAAAAUGACUCCCAGGCUGCGCACCUGGUCCUUCAGGGGCACAGUUACCCCAUUCAGGACCAGGGAGUCCUCCACAGCCACCUACCCCCUGUCCCCCCAAAGCAGUACUUCUGUCUUGUCAGGAUUCAGCCUCAAUCCAUUAGCCGCCAUCCAUCCUCCAACCGCCUCCAACCCUCAGAAAGUUCUUCCUGAUGUUUAAUCUUCCUUGAUUUACCUUUGGAGAACCCUCAAGCAAGACCCCGGCACAAGAGCCCUCUACCCUCCUGUAAAGUAAAGGUAAAGGGACCCCUGAUCAUUAGGUCUAGUCGUGACUGACUCUGGGGUUGCGGCGCUCAUCUUGCUUUACUGGCCGAGGGAGCCGGCAUACAGCUUCCGGGUCAUGUGGCCAGCAUGACUAAGCCACUUCUGGCGAACCAGAGCAGCGCACGGAAACACCGUUUACCUCCCCGCCGGAGCGGUACCUAUUUAUCUACUUGCACUUUGAUGUGGUUUCCAACUGCUAGGUUGGCAGGAGCAGGGAGAGAGCAACGGGAGCUCACCCCGUCGUGGGGAUUCGAACCACCGACCUUCUGAUCGGCAAGUCCGAGGCUCUGUGAUUUAACCCACAGUGCCACCCGCAUCCCUCCUGUAGCUUCCUGCAAUUGGUAUUCAGAAGCGUUGCUGCCUCAAGCUGCAAAGGCAAAACAUAGCCAUCACGGUUGGUAGCCACAGAUAUAGCCCUCUCUUCCUGCACAAUCUUGUCCAGUCCUCUUUAAAGCCACCCAAGUUGUCGGCCAUCACUGCCUCCGGUGGGAGGGAGUUCCACAGUUUAACCAUGCAGUGAAUGAAUCAGUCCUUUCGUUCACCUGCCUUGAGAAAGUGCUUCUUCACACCUUGUUUUUUUUUUUUAAUAAUAUUUAUUGAGAUUUCAAAAGAAAACAGAAAAAAUACAGAAAUUACACAAAAACAAAAAAAUAAAAAAUACAAAAACUUACACACAAUAUGAAAAAGAUACAAAAGUAAAAAAUAAUAAAAAUAUGAAAAAGUAAGAAAUACAGAAGAAGAAUAAUAGUAAAAAGAAAAAAACAUUAGACCUCCUCCUCCUCCCUUCCUUUGUAUUCUAGUUAUUAAUUAUCCCAGCAAAUCCUUUCCAUUUUUCUAUUAUAUAAUAGACCUUACAAUUUAAAAUUUAAAUCUUAAUCAUACCAACUUCUUAUAUUCAUAAUGUUCUUUCACAAAUCCUUUCCUUCUAUUAUAAAAUAAACUUUAAAAUUUAAAAUUUAGAUCUUGACUUUACCCACUUCUUAUAUUCAUAAUGUUCUUUCAUAAUUCUUUAUACAUUUUUGCUAAAGCCAGGUAAAUUCUUCCAACAUUUUCCUAUCAUUCAUUUUUCUCUCAUUCUAUCAUUCAUCAGCUUUAUAAAACAUUCUAUUAAUUAAAAAGAACAAAAAAAAAACAAAAAAAGAGAAAGAAGCAUAUAAUCAAGUCCAAUCUUAAUCCAACGUCCCUUCCUCCUGGUUUCGGGAUUUCACACCUUGUUAACAAGACGGCAGUUCGUCCCUUUUGCCCUAGGAUUCUCAGUGUUUCUAAUGUGCCCAUUUCAUCUCUUCUCUACCACAGGUGGUGAACGCCGCUGCUCAUCUGCUCUCGAAUCUGCCGUUCUGUGUGUCCCCCACCAUCUGAAGCCAUUUCCUCUGGGGAUCUUGCCUUCUUCCAUCAGUUGUUGGCUCUGGAAUCCUGUAGCGUGUGCCUUGACAAUCUUUCUCCUAGAGGCCGUAGUCAACAGACACACACACACAAAAACCCACUUUGGAUAAUUGUUUUGACGCUCUCCUUUCUCCUUGCUGGGAUAGAUGCUUUGGGGUGAUUUUAUUGCACGUGGUGAUUUUAGGUGUCGUUGCUAUUAAAGUUAACCAUUGCUUAGCACUAAAGUAGAAGAAGAAGAGUUCGGAUUUGAUAUCCUGCUUUAUCACUACCCGAAGGAGUCUCAAAGCGGC